Messenger RNA from Linum trigynum, 2220 nucleotides. The record is from the annotation of a GenBank genome assembly. NCBI's taxonomy places the organism in Eukaryota, Viridiplantae, Streptophyta, Magnoliopsida, Malpighiales, Linaceae.
AUGAAUGGUACUCCCUAUGGGUUUUUUAAACCUACCCGGGGUCUUCGUCAGGGGGAUCCGCUCUCCCCUCUACUUUUUGUUUUGUGCACUGAAGGGUUCGCCGCUUUGCUCCGACGUGCUGUCAAUGAAGGGAAACUGGAGGGGAUUAAGGUGGCCCCCCGCGCCCCGCGGAUCUCACAUUUGUUUUUCGCGGAUGAUUCAUACUUGUUUCUACGAGGAUCACUUUCGCAGUGUGAGAAUUUGAUCGAUGUACUAAAUGAGUAUGAGGAGCUGAGUGGACAACGGGUGAAUUUGGAGAAAUCAGCGGUCUGUUUUAGUAAGAAUGUGGCCAUCCCAGAUCAGGAGUUUUUAGCCCAGAUCCUGGGCGUGGGCGCGGUGGGAGUGCAGGAUAAGUAUUUAGGGUUACCAACUCUGAUUGCCCAAUCCAAGAUGGCUACCUUUCGGUAUGUGGAAGAGCGUUUGUUAGCUAGGCUGCAAGGGUGGGCUAGACGUACGUUGUCUUUGGCGGCGAAGGAGAUACUGCUCAAAUCAGUUGCCUCGGCCCUGCCUUUGCAUGUUAUGUCUUGUUUUAAGCUCCCUCUCUCGUUGUGUCGUGCUUUGGAUAGACUUGUGGCCAGAUUCUGGUGGGGAGUUGAGGAUGGACGGACUAGAUUGCGGUGGAUGUCGUGGAGGAAGAUGUGUCGGAGUAAGCAUGAUGGGGGCAUGGGGUUCCGUCGGUUUAAACACUUUAAUCAAGCUCUCUUGGCGAAAAUUGGGUGGCGCAUUCUGGAAGACCCAUCCUCCCUUCUGGCGCGGGUGUACAAAGGGAAGUAUUUCCCGACUGGGUCCUUCCUCAGUGCUACUGCUCGGUCACGUCCGUCGUGGGGGUGGCAGAGUGUGCUUUAUGGGCGGCAGCUCUUGUUGAGGGGUCUCCGGUGGCAGGUUGGGAAUGGGCGCUCCGUGUCGGCCUUAGAGGACAGCUGGGUUCCGGCAUUGCAUCCUCAGCCUCCCCUAGCUAACCCACUGGUUCUUCCAAGAGAGGGAAUCCUGAAGGUGGCUGAUUUGCUGUGCCCAGGGGAAGGCCGUUGGUCGGAAGAAAAGCUGUGCCAGUGGUUUUCUCCGGCUUCGAUUAAGGCGAUCAAGGCGAUUCCCCUGUCGAGGCAAGAUAUUGGGGAUAAAUUAAUUUGGCACGAGACGGGUGAUGGGGUGUUUUCAGUCAAGUCUGCUUAUCACUUGGCCGUCGCAGUUGAUGCGCAGCAGGGUCACUGGGGACCCACGGUUAGUUUGAUGGACCGUCCAAGCUGGAUUCGGUUGUGGGGCCUGCCAAUCCCUCCCAAAUUAAAGAUUUUUUUGUGGCAGGUCAUGCAUAGGUUCCUACCAACUACGGAGGCUCUCCGCGAGAGGGAUGUUAUGGUCCAUCCCCGUUGUCCGGUGUGUUGGGGGGCGUCUGAAACUAUGGAGCAUCUUUUUCUGGAAUGUCCAGUGGCGAGGAAUCUUUGGGAGCUUGCGGGGAUGGGUCAUCUUGGUGAAGGGCUACCCCGACAUUCGUUCCCAUUGUUUCUCAAAAAGUUGCUGAUGCUCCUCCGCGGCCCUGAGGAAGUAAUGGCACUUGUAGCUCUCCUUUGGAGGAUUUGGAAGUCCAGGAAUUGGGUUGUCUUUGAGGGCAAGCAGUUUGAUUUUCCUGCUCUUGUGCGCCAGUUUUGCCAGCAGGUUGAGGAAUGGCGCUCGUUGCCAGCCCCUAGGGUUGAUGGUGCUCCUCGGCUGGAUGGAGUAGCCUUGGUUCCUCCUAAUCCUGACACUUUAGUGUGCCGGUGGGACGGAGCGACUAGACGGGGGUCUCACUCGGCUGGUGGGAUGGUUCUUCUGGAUCAAGGUGGGGUUCCCCGAAUGGCCUCGGCAGUCCGUUUCCCUGGGAUGGAUGAUCCCAUGGUUGUGGAAUUACUUACUCUACGUGAGGCCAUGAUUUGGUGUACCCAGGAGGGGCUUGAACAGGUAAGAUUCGAGGGUGAUGCUCAGGUGGUGAUCAAUCGGCUUGCGGAGUACCCAGUGCAGGAUAGUCGUGCAGGUGCUAUUUUUCAAGAGGUCCAGCGUUAUAUGGGGGAGCGGGAGGGAUUUAGUGUCCGGUUUGUUGGUCGGCGUAGUAAUAGGGUAGCCCACUUGGUGGCUCGCAAAGCCCUUUCUUUGUACCCGACGAUGAGUCGUUCGUUUGAUUUCGUUGCCUGGCUGAGGCACUCGCUGUAA